AUGAAUAUGUUGGAUGAUGAAGAUGACCAAAGCUUUCACGCUACGCGUGACGGCUACUCCCAUUUGAGCGAUGUCGAAUGGGAUGCGGUUGAACGAAUGGGUUCGACCAUGGGCAUCCAUGCUGUUAGCGUCAUGCUAGAGGCUCUCAAUAGAGAUGCCCAACAUGCUACUAUUGCCAAGUUCAUUCAAAAUGAACUUGACGCAGAACGCGAGAAAGUAGCCUUGCUUCACCAACAAGGUUCUCAACAAGCAGAGUUGUUGAGAGAACAAGGUGCUCAACAGUUUGAACUGUUGAGACAGCAGCAAGCUGCUGCUGGCGGGUCGAUGCACUCGCGUCGACCCGAGACUUUGAAGAUUGACAUCUCAAAGUAUAGAGGGGUCGAAGAAGACUCCCUCUUGAGAUGGUUCGUCGAAUUGGACGACGCUAUAAGGGCGCGUCGCAUCGACGACGGGGAUAUGCAAGUUGCAUUUGCCCAGUCAAAUCUGGCAGGACGUGCCAAGACUUGGGCACUGGGGCUCAAGCUGCACGACCCAUACGCGUUUGGGUCGUUGGAAGUCUUCAAGUCGCGGCUCAGACAAACGUUUGAACCGCCUAGAGCUGAGUUCAGGGCUCGAACCGAACUCUUGAAGCUCAAGCAGGGUAAGCGUGAUGUGCACGCUUACGCUCAACAUAUACGACAUCUCACGAGUUGUAUAAGUUCCAAUCCGGUGGAUGAACACACGUUGGUUUCGGUGUUCAUGCAGGGUCUUGCGGAUGGUCCCGUCAAGACUCACCUGUUCCGGCUUGAACUAGAUUCACUAGAACAAGCCAUUUCAAUUGCGGAGCAGGAAGACUUCAGUCUGAGACAGGCUCGCGCCAGCUCGACAUCAUAUCGUCAACCGAGACGAUAUGACAACGGAGGUCCAGAGCCGAUGGAACUCUGUUAUGUAGAGAGCGAGAAGUGCCCCUCGUCCAGUGUCUCGCGACACUGGGCGUAG
Molecule: messenger RNA, 978 nt
Organism: Peronospora matthiolae
Lineage: Eukaryota; Oomycota; Peronosporomycetes; Peronosporales; Peronosporaceae
Source: the annotation of a GenBank genome assembly